UUGUUUACAAAAGCAUAAUUUCUAAAAUAACAAUAAUAAUAGGAUAUGAAAAACUUCGACGAUUUGAAUAACGAUAAGAGCUUGUUUUUGACGCAGUCUUACCUGAGGAAGGGCGGACUUUAUCAGAAACAGCUACAGUAUCAAUAGCAAAUGGAAUAAGAGAAUAGGAUUGCUCGCGAAUAGCUGGAAUAGCAGAAGAAAUACAUAGAAGAAAAAGAGUAAAUUGAAUUGGAUGUAUCGCGACCUAUUUAGAUGAACGAUGAACUGAUUUAUUUAGCACAAACAAUAAAAAAUAGCGAUUCUGCUGAUAAAAAUUCAGGAAUUAAUAAUUUGAUAAACAAUAGAAAAAUAGCUAAGAGCUUUUCGAUUAUUUCGCCGAAACCGCAAACUCAUUCAGAUUUGCAGGUCAACAUAUAAAUAAACGGAGAGGCUUCGAUUAAAUCGCAAUAUCCAAAUUCAAAUAUUGAUUUGGAUUUAGACAAAAAGAAAGUAAAUACAGAGAUACAACUUGCUGAUUAGGAUGAUAACCUUAUCGACACAAACAGACUAUUAGAUUUAUAAAUUAAUAAUAUGGAUAAGAGCAAGCACGCGAAUGGCAACUGUUCAGUGCAGACUGCUUAUUUUAAAGAUAAAAAUUCUAUGAGUAUCAAUCACAAUUAGCCUUCAAGCUUCUUUCCAAAUACAAAUAAUAGGCUGGAGGUUGGACAAAUUAACUAGAUAUCUCGUUUCGGCUUGUCGCAGAACAACAUCAAUUUGGUUAAAUCUGAAAUUGACGAUUACGAGGACUGCGACGAUACUAUCGAUGAGACAGGAGAGUUUACUAAAGCAGAAGUUACCAAAUACCAAUUUAGAACAAGAGAGCCUUAGCUUAGAAUGAAAAAGGAGCAAAUUUUUAAUAAACCAAGUCACAAAGGAAGUUAUAACGCGGCGUCAUUUUGCAACAACCAUAUAAAUCAAACGUUUGCCUCUAAUCGGAAUGGCUCGUGUGAGCAACUUCCGAAUUCAAGUCGUAGAAGAUUUCUCUCUAACCACUAAGGAGGUGCCAUUAGUGGCUAAAAUUUAUAGUAAUAAAAUCAAAGCAAAGAAUUUAGCUAUGAUUUAACUUCUUCGAGAGCUAAAUAAAAUAACAAUAAGGAUUAAAAUAACUCGCAGCUUGUGCCUUAUUCAUUUAUGCAGUCUCACGGCAUACAAGAUACAAGUCACAAUUCUACUUCCGAUGUACUAUCUUAACAAUAAUAAAUUGACAAUAUCACUUAAAAUUUGAUUGACAAACAUAUUCCCAGUAGUAAAGAAAACAUUUUAUAUAAUUAGCAGCAGGACUACUUGAUCAUCUUAAGCAACGCCUCAAUUGAAUCUGAUUCCCACUCUCCCUAGCAAACUCAAAGAGACGACAAAAAACAAUUACCUCAAACAUUUCUACCUAUCUUGGAAGAAAACAUCCUUGAAACUAACCGUAGCACUCUAAACAGCUUCAACAAAAUUGAAAAAAAAAUUAAUGAAACCCAGCUCAUCAACAGUUUCCAUCUCAAAAAUAAAAACGGAAUUCCCAAUAAAACCAAAUCUGAAUUCAACAACAACAACAAAAAUCAUUUCAAACACAACGAAUUUCAUAAAAAUACCUUUACUAUGACAGAAGAGUUCGACGAGACCUUCGAAAAAGAAAAAAUCACAAAGCACUAAUUUGAAGUCCUGUCUCCGAAUCUCUCCCUAAAGAGUAAGUAAAUUUUUAAUCCCUCAAGCAAAAAAGGAAGCACAAAUUCUUCAUUUUCCAUUAACAACAACAACAAUAAUUGCAAUUACGUCAACUUCGUAGACCACUCCAACCAUUAAAUUUAAUUAUUUUCACCCAAAAACUCAGAUGGCAACUUGAAAUCAGUUUCAUCUUGUUAUAAUCCAACAUAAAAUAUACUACAAUAUACCUACACUAAAGACUAAAUUGAUAAAUUAAUUACUCAAUAAUCCAAAUCUAAAUAUAAAGGCCAAUAAUCUGAAUAACAACAAUAAUAAUAAGUCUUAACCUUUUCCACCAAACAAUCUCACGAAACUACUAACUACCCCUCAGCAUCAACUAAUUUUAUCUCUAAAACACCAUAAAUUUUAAACUAUCCCUAACAACAACCACAACAACAAUAACAACAAAUUUAACAACCAUCUUUAAAAAAUUUAUAAAUAUAAAACCAAAAAAAAAAUAAUAAAAUUGAAUGA
Tetrahymena thermophila SB210 is the source of this 2205-nucleotide messenger RNA. RefSeq lists its product as hypothetical. The record is from RefSeq and is a predicted model, not a curated record. NCBI's taxonomy places the organism in Eukaryota, Ciliophora, Oligohymenophorea, Hymenostomatida, Tetrahymenidae. The transcript has a single exon.